AUGCAGAAUUUAAAACUUGUGGCUAUAGGAGAUGGCGGAGUAGGAAAGUCGUCCUUUCUAAUUUGCGCUACAACUAGUCAUUUUCCAAGUGACUAUGUUCCUACAGUUUUUGAUAACUACAGCGUAGAUCUCGUAGUAAACAGUUCUCCUUGCUCGAUUUCUCUUUGGGAUACAGCAGGGCAAGAAGACUACGAUCGUCUGAGGUUUCUCGCUUAUCCUGGAACUGAUGUAUUUGUUGUGUGUUUUGAUGUUGUAAAUCGAAGUUCAUUUGAAAACGUGAGCGAGAAAUGGAUUCACGAAGCGCGCUACUAUGUACCCGAGACUCCAAUCCUCCUGAUGGCAACGAAGACGGAUCUUCGAAACAGCAGGUGUGUUAAGCCUUUUCCUCAACAACGCACGAUUUUAGUCUACCUUUCACAGGAACUCUUUAUCAAAAUAACACCUGGCGGAUAGGUUUGUGGUGUAGUGCGUAGUUACAUGUAGGGGAGUUAGUUACACCUGUUCACUUCCUGUUCGACCUUACGUGUCAGUGGUAUGGAGGGGGGGGGGAGUUGGUAUAGGGGGUAUGCUCCCUUGUAUGUGCAGAGAUGGGCUUCCAGGCAGAGCAUGGUAUUCGGCCCUCUUAACGAGGUGAAGCAUGUUUCUCUGCCUGCUGGGAGAGGCAAGUUGGGUGAUAUUUUCUAGGGGUCUGGCACUUGUAAUUGAUAUUGCUUAACCCUUGAAGCCCCUCGUCAGCUUGUGAUGUGUACGGUCUUAUACUUUCCUGCAGGGAAAGAAAAACUUGUGCCAAAGGGCUAAUAUGAAAGUGAGGGUCUGCUUUCAGGCUAUUGCUGAGUGAAUCUGGAGAACUGAGAAUUCACAUAUUUUGCAGAUGAAAGAAAAUCCUUUUCACUAAUGUUCAAUAUCUUUCUUGUCAACAGUAAUGCAGAUGACAGGUCCACCGUGUCUACAAGGGAAGGAAUGGCUCUUGCUGAAACUCUUGGUGUGUCAUAUGCAGAGUGUAGCUCCCUAACAAACACUGGAGUGCAGGAAGCUCUGAAUAAAGCUGCAGAAAUGGCUGUUAGUUUUCAUACCCAGAGCAAAAGAUCAACCGCAAGAGUUUUGGGCUUCUUUAAAAGGAAAAACAAAAAUUCCAUGUCAGCUCAGGAUCAGGAAAUUUUUCCCCCUCAACUGCCACCAGCAGGUAUUAAAAGUUAUAUCCUCUGUAGUAGUUGGUGACACACUAAACAAUUCUUUGAUUUUGUAUUUGAGUUGUAAAGUACAUGCAUCCAUAGAUAAUAUUGUUUGAUCAACUGAGUUCACAAUGUAACUAGUUCCUAUACUGACAUUUCAAGAGUUAGCCCUUAGUCUCUGCUGACUAGUGUUUCUUGCUGAGUUUCCACAUAGAGCUCUACUUGCUGCUUGCAUGUGGUUUCACAGUAUUAUAAAUAUUCAUCUUUAUUAAUGCUACUUAUUUUUCAUGGUCAAUGGCUGUUUUUAACAGUGAGAAUAUUACAUGGUUGCUAUUUUCUUUUUGCAGGUUUUGCUCCCCAUGUGGAGGUACUCAGCUCAACAUUUGCCAGUGAAUGGGAUUCUAUGUUGUCUGACACAAUGAGUGCAGAUGUCAGAUUUGUAUUCUCUGAUGGUGAGUCCCUUGAAGCUCAUAGAACUGUUCUUGUUGCAGCCUCCUCCAUCUUCAAGAAUGUUUUACUCGGAGAAAUGUCUGCAAACCAUGAAUCUUUCCAGUACAUCUUUGAAGAUGUUUCAUGGAUUUGUGAUGGAGAAAGGAACUGCCCAAAUCUUCCUCAUAUCGAAGGGAAAUGCCAGGGCAAAGGUAGAACUGUAAUAAGGUUGCAUGAGAGCAUUACUAAAGGCAUUUUCUCUGAGGUGUUGUCCUUCCUUUACACUGGAUUGCCUAGUGUAACAGAUGAUAAAGACAAAAAUUUUAUCACAGAAAUUCAAGAUGCUGCCAAGAAAUUUCAGUUGACAUGGUUGAUAGAUACCUGUACAAACAUUCUGUCAGGAGAUUCUUUCCUUAAUCCAAGUAUUGGCACAUGGCUGAAUGAUAACACGGGACAAACAGCUAAAAAUUUGUUUCUGAACAAGCCAUUUUUAGCUGAUGUCAAGUUCUGUGUUGAGGGCACCAUUGUUUAUGGACACAAGUUGAUAUUAAAAUCAAGGUCAGAGGUCAUGGCAGCCAUGUUGGGUGGGGCCUUUAGAGAGAGUGACUUAGAUACAGAGGUAAGCAUAUGUUUAAUAGCUUGUUGGUUCCAGGUUUACAGUUAUUUGAGCAGAAAAAAAGAUGUUCCCUAACCUACAGUACAGACUGAGAAAACUAGGUUAACCCUAUACACCCUAACAUCAAUAUAUAUAUUCUCCAUCCUGUUUUCUAAACAUUUCCUAAGAUGGUGACAAGGAGAAUUUGUUUAACAAUGAGCCUCUUUAGUUGGUGAUCAGUUCCUUUAUUCUCCUGACCUUAAUGUUUGAUUCUGGGGUGAUAUAGUAAGGAGAAAUUAGAUGCCAGUCACUCUUAGGGGUUAAAGGGUCAAAGUAAUAUAUUAUGUCUCUGGGCUCAAAUGGAGGGGAGAAGAUUUAAAUGGAAGAAAAACUUUUCAGUUGAAUAAGUCAGACAGUGAAAUACAGCCUACUAAAAUGACAAAUUAUAGCACAUAUACUUAGGGAGAGAUACAAUAAGUAGGUUUAUAACAGAUUGUAUUUCUCACAACCUAUAUUUAUUCCUCAAAGAUUGAGAUCAAAGACACAACCCUGCAAAGUUUUUUGGCACUGCUGGAGUACCUCUACACUGACCACGCCCCAAUAGAGGAGGGAGAUUCAGUAGAAAUAAUGGUUUUAGCAGACAGAUUCUGUCUUCCAAGACUUGUGACAAUGUGCGAGUUGUACACAACCAAGAAAGUUGAUUCUUUGAUACAGAAAAGGGUGUCUGAUGGCACUAAAGAUGUCAUAAACCUCCUUCUCACAUCACAGGUAUGACCCAAAUUUGUUCAGGAGAAUACAAUGGCAGAAAUUAAUAGUUUUGUUGCCCCUAUGGUUAAUGAAUUUUAAUUUACUAGAUGAUUCAAGUAAAAGAAGUAGAAUUUAGCUAUGGCAUAUCUAGGAGAGUGGUUCUUCAUGCAGAGAAUUUGGAAUUAUUAAGAAAAUGUUUUUUGGAGGAUGGCAAGAACCAACAAUUUACUUGACCCAGAUAUAAUACCAAAUUCUCAUAACUUAUCUAUGUAGAACAUUGGUAUUUACACAUUAUCUAACAGAAAUUAUUCAUAAUUAUUUGCCAGGCGUACAAUGCUAAACAGUUGGCUGACUGGUGUCUUCAUUUCAUUUCAACCAACUUCUCAGUCUUUGAAUCCACUGAAGAGUUUGAGCUUCUUCAAGGGGAUAACAGGAAACAUGUGAUUCAACAUAGAUGGCCUCCUCUGUCCUAUUUACAAGCACUAGAAGAAUUUGAACAAAGAGCCCCGCAAUCUAAGCUUACUUCCAAGUGUAAAAUGAUGUGAAACAUAUGCUACC
Molecule: messenger RNA, 3501 nt
Organism: Pocillopora meandrina
Lineage: Eukaryota; Metazoa; Cnidaria; Anthozoa; Scleractinia; Pocilloporidae
Source: the annotation of a GenBank genome assembly